Aspergillus sclerotioniger CBS 115572 is the source of this 1700-nucleotide messenger RNA. RefSeq names its product iron-sulfur cluster assembly protein CIA1 (gene cia1). Lineage: Eukaryota; Fungi; Ascomycota; Eurotiomycetes; Eurotiales; Aspergillaceae. Gene Ontology annotation, biological process: iron-sulfur cluster assembly. Gene Ontology annotation, cellular component: cytosolic [4Fe-4S] assembly targeting complex. Bases 190 to 1545 code for a protein of 451 amino acids. The transcript has a single exon. Gene Ontology annotation, molecular function: protein binding. The record is from RefSeq and is a predicted model, not a curated record.
UGGGCGUGACUAAUCCCCGAUCUCGGCCGGGGUUGCGAACUUUCGCCUCGACCAGCUCCCGCCAUUCCAUUUCCCCCCUCACUUGACAAUCGCCGGGUUCCCUUCCAGAGACCCCAAAGUUCCUACGGCAGGGCCGCAAGAGAGAACCAAGACACUCUUUCAUCAAUAAACCCCUCCCCCACCAUCGCCAUGGCCGACCCCGCCGCCUCAUCCCCUCACCUCCAGCUCUUGUCGGAUCUGACCCCGCCCUCCCUCGAACGCACCUGGUUGACGGCGCCACACCCACGUCUCCCUAUUGUUGCAACCUGCAGCUCCGACAAGACUGUGCGCGUCUAUUCGCUGACCAACUUCCGGCUCCUGUCGACCAUCUCCGGCGGUCACAAACGCAGCGUACGCACCGCCGCCUGGAAGCCGCACGUCCAGGGCGAAAGCGUGCUCGCCACGGGUAGUUUCGAUGCCAUGGCAGGCAUCUGGCGUCGAUGGGACAGUUAUGGCCAGGCAACCGACGGGUGGGGCCUAGGCCAACGAAAACAGGCGACCACCACCUUCAACAGCGGCAAUCCUGAAUCCGAAGCCGAAGAGAGGGACAUUCUCCGUCACGACGAGGACAAAGAAGUAGGGGACGACGACGAUGAAUGGCGAUUCGCGGUCCUCCUGGACGGGCACGAUAGUGAGGUGAAGUCCGUAGCAUGGUCGCCGUCGGGGAUGCUCCUGGCGACGUGUUCUCGGGACAAAUCGAUCUGGAUUUGGGAGGAUCUAGACGACGGCGACAACAAUUUCGAGACGGUGGCGGUAAUGCAGGAGCAUGAGGGGGACGUGAAGUGUGUGUCGUGGCAUCCUGUUGAGGAGUGUUUGGCGAGUGCGAGCUACGACGAUACGGUUCGGAUUUGGCGCGAGGAUUUGGAUGACUGGGGCCAAGUUGCGUGCUUGCGGGGCCAUGCGGGCACGGUUUGGUUUGUGGAUUGGGAGGCGGUUGAGAACGUUCCGGCUGGGUUGGUGGAGAAGGAGAAGCAGGUCUGGAGGGAGGCGGGACAGCGGGCCUUGUCUGGACCGCGUCUUGUCUCGUGCUCGGAUGAUCGGACUGUUCGUGUCUGGCGCCGACAGCCUAAGGAACAGGCUCCGGCGGCGGGAACGGCGAUGCCGAGUAUUAUUCGGCCAACAGGAAUGGACGAGACGUGGGAGGAGGAGGCGUUACUUCCGGCGGUGCAUGAUCUUGCUGUUUAUGCGGUGGCCUGGAGUAAGAGGACGGGUUUGCUGGCAUCUGUAGGUGCGGAUGGUCGUAUCGUGCUCUAUGAGGAGCGGUUGGUGGACACCGGUUCGGCGCAGCAGAUGGAUACGGAUCCGUCGUCGUCGCCGCCGGCUGUUACACAGACAGAGUGGGUGAUUGUUGCUGCGUUGACGGGUGCACAUGGCAUCUACGAAAUCAAUCAUGCAGCGUGGGCGAAACGCGCUGAUCGUGGUCAGGACGAAAGCAAGGAGGAGCAGGAGGUGCUCAUCACUACGGCUGAUGAUGGGAGUGUUAAGGUUUGGACGGUAGAACGGUGAUGGUAUGGAAACGGGUCAUAGAAGGGAUGGGUGUGAACAAAGGUGAGUAUACAGGGUUAUCUGUCUUGGGAGAUAGAGAGAACAGGCGUGUAUCUUGUUGGACAGAGUUGCUGAUAUAGGGAACGUUUGUCUGGUUACGUCUCACGAUGAGUCUG